CACCUCGGUGUCAGCUCCCUGUCGCUCCCCGAGCCCUGUCUCAGCGCUUGGGCUCUUUGCGCGCCCGGGACCUGCCUGGUUCAGGAACACGGCGUGAGCCCGAACCAAAAAGCUUCAGGACCGUAGAGCGCUCCCUGCAAAAAGUGCCCCUAAUACCACGACACCCCGAGCGGAGCCCGGAGCAAGCAGGACGAGGUCCUACAGCGAGUGAGUCACUGGGCCUACACACCCGCGCCAGUCCGAAGCCAUGUGUACCGCUGAGGUGGACCGGCAGGUAGCCCAGAGAUACCUGCUCAAGCGGCGGCUCGGGAAGGGGGCCUAUGGCAUUGUGUGGAAGGCAGUGGAUCGGAGCACUGGUGAGGUCGUGGCCAUCAAGAAAAUCUUUGAUGCCUUUAGGGAUAAGACAGAUGCCCAGAGAACAUUCCGGGAAGUCAUGCUGCUCCAGGAGUUUGGAGACCAUCCCAACAUCAUCCGCCUGCUUGAUGUGAUCCGGGCAGAGAACGAUAGGGACAUAUACCUGGUGUUUGAAUCUAUGGACACUGACCUGAAUGCCAUCAUCCAGAAGGGCAACCUGCUGGAAGACACCCACAAGCGCUACAUCUUCUACCAGCUCCUGCAAGCCACCAAGUUCAUCCACUCGGAGAAUGUCAUCCAUCGGGACCAGAAGCCAGCUAAUGUUCUCCUGGAUGCCAACUGCUCAGUGAAGCUCUGUGACUUUGGUCUAGCCCGUUCCCUGAGCAACUUGCCGGAGGGACCCAAGGGCCAGGCCCUGACAGAGUAUGUGGCCACACGCUGGUACCGAGCUCCGGAAGUGCUCCUGUCUUCAUGCUGGUAUACCCCUGGAGUGGACAUGUGGAGUCUCGGCUGUAUCUUGGGAGAGAUGCUUCGAGGACAGCCCUUGUUCCCGGGCUCAUCUACACUGCACCAGCUGCAGCUGAUCCUGGAAACCAUCCCCGCCCCAUCUGCAGAGGACCUCGUGGCUCUUGGCUCAGGCUACAGCGACUUGAUUCUGCACCGCCUGGGGUCCGGGCCACGACAGACACUGGACGCCCUGCUGCCGCCAGACACUCCCGCAGAGGCUCUGGAUCUCCUCAGGCGACUCCUGGUGUUUGCCCCUGACAAGCGGCUCAGCGCAGCCCAGGCGCUGAAGCACCCCUACGUGCAGAGGUUCCACUGCCCUGACCAAGAAUGGACAAGGAGUUCGGACAUGCAGCUCCCAAUGCACGAAGGAGACCAGCUGUCUGCCUCGGAAUACCGAAGCUGCCUCUACAAGAUGAUCCUGGAGCGGAGGGACAACAGCCAUGGGCCAAGAAAGGAAGGCCUGGGGGGCAUCACCUCAGGGACAGAGCCCAGGGCCUCCUGCGCCCAGAGGCACCUGCUCAAGCCCCGAGUCAAUCCCCAGCUCCCUACUGGGGCAUCUGCCUGGAACCCAGGAUCCAGGCCACAGAAUAGCCCGGGUCAGGACCCAGGGCAUGGUGUGUCUGUCCUAGAAGCUCCCAGCACAGCCAGGAACAUCCCGAGGCAGGGCUCAGCCUCCUCGCUCCAACCUCAAGUCCCAGGCAGGAGGGACAGGGUUCCUGGGGUGGCCAUGGAGCCUCCCUGGGCACCCUCUGGGGUGAAGCCAAGUAUGAAAGGCACGGCGCCUUCUCUGGCUAUGCAGGCUGCCGCCCAGGUGGCCAACCAUGUCCUGAUCCGAGGCAACCCAGCCCAGGGCGUGCUCCGGGUCCCUCCCAGGCUUCCCCAGGAAGCCCCAGAGCCCCGACCUGGCCGGAGAAUGUUCAGCACCUCAGCUUCAUGGGGGGCCCAGGGCGACGCCAGGGCUGCACUUGGGGGCUACUCCCAGGCCUAUGGGACUGUGUACCACUCGGCACUGGGCCGCCUGCCCCUGCUCCCUGGACCCCAUGGGUGAACUGCCUGUCCACCUCACACUGCCUGUUUUGACCUUCUCAGAGGAGCACAGAAGGUUCACAUCCCAGCCCCAGUGACUUCAAUAAAAUCUGUGUCCCAGCCCAACUAGCUGCUUUCACCUACUCCCUUUUGAGGAGUUCCUUUCUGCAGGGCUUCCCACCUAGGCCAUAGCAUCCCCUAGCCUGGGAGCCCUUAUCCCGUUCCCAGAGCCCACCUCUUCUGAGAACCUGCCACCCCCAUCCUGCAGUCUCUACUCCGUGUCUACAAUAGCACAGUGCAAAGCUGCAUGGGUCUGGUCUGCUAUCACCCAUGGCUCUUUUCUACCUACUGCUGGCCUGCUGGGCACCUUAGGCCAGCUUCCUGUCCUUUGGCCACAAGUGCCCUAGUACCUGCUUUGUUUCUGAGCACCAUCAGAUCCCAGCCGGGGGGCUGCUGCAGGGUCCAGGGUUCAGGCUGCUCCAGAUAGUCCUGUGGCCCAGGAACUUGUGGACAGACACAUUGCCUGCCUAGGUGCAAGUGUCCAUGUGACUGUGAGCCAGAGAGGAAAAGGGGAGUGAGGAGGGGGUAGCUCCCCAGCAACACUUGCCCCCCGCUCUCCCCAUUGUCACUGUGCCCACCAUGACUGGCUCCUGCUUUGUCCAAAUCUUGGUAGUAGGAGGGUUAGGGACACCCUGCAGAUGCCCUAUGAGGCUGAAGGCUACUUUCUCUGGUUACCACCAGGCACAGGACCUGUGUGAGUUCAGGCCAGGGGCAGAGGCAAAGAGAUCCAAGUGUACUGUGGGUGCUCUGCACUUAUAUCUAACCCUGCGCUGUGGCGGAAUGUAGGGCAGCCACUCUCCCGGUGUCUGACUGGAGGAGCUCACAGUCAAAAGCCCCUGUUCACCUUGAGAAAUGUCAAGGAUUCGGUGUGGAGAGGCUGGAAGGUUGCACUGCAAUAAUGCUGGUGCUGUGCUUGCAAGAGAGGGCCAGAAAGCAGGCGGAUGGGACCCUGGUUUUAACAUGGGUCACUGAGGCAGUGAGGGGGCUGCUGAGGCAUGAGUUUGUGUUUCAAGAGCCGGAGGCACAGCCCCAAGGUGGUGAGCAAGCAGAACAGACAAGGGUGUGGGAGUUAAUGCCACAGACGGGUGGGCCUUUGAGGCCAGGGAAAAGGACUCAGGCUGGACAGGAGCUGCAAGAUGAGGCUAAGAGACAUCUGCUGGGUUUGGUGGCCAGGGGACCCUGGGUGAAUACCCUUAGAGCACCAACACACAGGAGCUCAGAAGUGAAGUAGAGAGCGCCUAGAAGUGGAAAGUUUGUGUGGGGUUGGAUGAAUCAGGAGGGAUGUGGAGGCAGGAAGGGUCUCGAGUGCACCCUCCAGAAUUCAUGGCUGUUCCAAAAGGGAAAUUAGGGACCUAAGGUUCAAGACUGCAAUAUAUAAUUGGGUGUGUA
Chinchilla lanigera (long-tailed chinchilla) is the source of this 3336-nucleotide messenger RNA. It is a transcript of the gene Mapk15, whose product is annotated as mitogen-activated protein kinase 15. Gene Ontology annotation, biological process: intracellular signal transduction; protein phosphorylation. NCBI's taxonomy places the organism in Eukaryota, Metazoa, Chordata, Mammalia, Rodentia, Chinchillidae. Gene Ontology annotation, molecular function: ATP binding; MAP kinase activity. The coding region runs from base 248 to 1909 and encodes 553 amino acids. The transcript has 15 exons. Gene Ontology annotation, cellular component: nucleus; cytoplasm. The record is from RefSeq and is a predicted model, not a curated record.